CAGGCAAGCUCGGUAUUGAUUUUCCAUUUUCUCCUGAUGGUAAAAUUUUUACUCCGAUUGUAGGCUGAAAGACUUUGUAUCUUACAGUGGGACUUUAUUCAAAGUUUUCAAAUGAGUCAUUAAAGACGUGUGUGUGUUGUGAUCAGUGAAAACUAUUGCAAAUACAACGCAAUUUGCUGGAACAAAUUUGACACUGGACAAGGAAAAAAACGGUGGUGAUAAGAAAAGUGACAUUAUUUCUCAUUAUCUCUAGACACAGACCCGAACGAAGCUCGGUCCCUGUUACUAUGUGGUUGUCAUGCAUCGUAAAUGAGGUGAGCUUUCCAAAAGGUUGAAAUUUUCGUUCAUUCCUUUCUACCAUAAAACGCUCUGCUGGUUGCUCUGCAUUCGAGAAAAAGCAGAGAUAAACAUUAAGUGCUGUGCAGUUAGUCUGUGUGUUGUGGUAUUGGUGUGACAAGUUUAGCUCAAACGAAGAACAUGGUGAUGAUGAAUCGAAAACAGCUGUGUAUGGAUAAAAUAAACAGUGCAGGUUAAUCGCUGCUAUUAUAGUGGAGUGCGAAGUAUGAGUGUGCCCAGUUGAUGAUAACAAAAAAACAAUUCAUACAUUAGAUAAUCGUGUAACUUUAGAGCAGAGUAGAGAGUAGAGAGAGAGAAAAACCAGUUCUAAUUAUAGCAAGCGAAGGAAAUCAUCGUCGUUGAGCUUCGCAGUUCCCUCAUCAAAGCAGUAUCAUCAGUGCGCAUCAUUGGCGUAGACAUCUAUCUCGUGUAAAUACGAUAAAAAAGACAAAAAAAAUUGCAGCGUGUGCAAAACCCCGACAGUCACACACACGACCUACCAACCUGACGCAUAUAAAACGCAAUAUAUGUACAUAGUUUGGCCAGCAGCCACCCGACGCCAGCGAAACGCCAAAAUCCGACGGGUAUGCAAUUGAAUGGACACAAGGAGACACCAAAGUGUCGUCUAUGGCCGAAUCCGUUGGUAAGCAAGUGCUCUCUGCAGUGACGGAGGGGCAUCAUCAUCACCAACAACAACAGCAGCAGCAGUAUAACCACCACCACCAAAAUCAUCGAAGUUUCCUUCUGCAGCAAUCAGCAGUAGCAGCGGAAAGUGUUAGCCGCGGUAGCCAUAGCGGUAGCGGAAGGUCUAGAGCCAGAAUUUCACAAAAGCAAACAAUCAAGCAAAACAAACAGCAGCAAAAGUCGCGUACAAUCUGUAACAAUCAAACUACUACGACUAGGGAUUCUCGACAGACUAGCAGUAGCCGGAAGAGAAAGUACGAAGAAGAACUAGAAGACAAUUUUGGGUGCGGUAGCGGUCACGCACUGGUAAGAGAUCAGCACAGUUCGACACCCUCGCCAAUAGCUUUUCGUACACGUUCGCGUACAGUUUCCAAAGAAAUUCAGCUUUUCGGCAGCGCCGGAUGCAGCAAAGCUUCAAACCCUCCAGCAGACAUCCGUAACAGACAGCAGAAGUUAGCCGUUAAUGAGAGUGCGAAAAGCUCUGCCAGAUCGACUUUGAUUGCUUCACCUAGUGCGUCAACCCUUUCCUGUGCAUCAUCUCUGCUAUCGACGAUUUCCGUCAGUUCGUCAUUAUCUUCAUUUACAGGAGCAAUCGCGUCUUGUUCGACUCCAUCGAGACAAGUCGGCAGACUACAGGAUCAUCUAGAUUUCGAACACAGCAGCGCCAGUAGUAGCAGUCGUGGAGGUAGCAUUAGUUCUAUCGCUUCUUCAUCGCAUUCGAUUGGAAAAUCUAAACGCAAGAAGACCAGCGGGGACUCUAAACUAUCAAAGAAAGUAGCAGAGCGUUUAUUCAAGCAAGAGCCAGCCUUUGACGAGUACAAACCCUCUGGUAGAAGCAGCUUUAGGAAGAGUACCCAGCCAAGUAAUACGGUGGAAGAGGGACGUAAUCUACGUUCUCAUCAUCACCAUCAGACGGAGGCAGGGUUAGCACACGUAGUGGUAGUAUCGUCGGCAACAGUACCGAAAAAGCGACAGAAAGUGGGGGACCAACAUCCGGACAGUACGGGCAGCAGCCAUAAAGCCCCGAACCUGGGGGCACGUCUAGCCCGUAGCAGCGGAGGUAGGGAGCCCCAUCAUCAACAGCAGCAGCAUCAUUCCGGUAGUCAUCUCGGUAGUGCCAGUAGUGGUAGUAGCGGUGGUGGUAGUGGUCACACUAGUAGCAUUCAGGGGCACCUACCUAGCGGCCUGCUUAGACGUAGUUCUCGUGGAAAAAGUUCUCAUCAAUCCGCAACAACGGGUUCUUGUGUCAGCUCGAAUACCGCUAAUCCCAGCCAGAACCACCAACAACAGCAGCAUCCACAAUCGUCCCACUCGUCGCGAUCGGGCAGCCAUCGUGGUGGUAGUUCCGGUAGCACUUCGGCCAACAAUCACGCCGCGGCUGGAACUUCCGGUACUACUGCCAAAGGCUCGUCCUACAAAGGCGCCUCUUCCUCGUUGGUAGUGGUUAACAAUAACAAUUCCAACCUGUUCGGAACCGUGGCCAGCGCAAGUGGAUACGAUCCAACUAUUGCAGUUCCAGGACCAUCGAACACAGCAAUGGCCAAUGAUGGCACUCGCGGCAGUAGCAGCAACAACAACAGCGAUCAUCAGCAACAGCAUCACCACCAGCAAAGCAUACCUGGUUCGUCACAUCCGUUCAUAAAACUGCACAAGGCAACCAGUCUGGGAUCGUCAGCGGCCAGCUCUUCUACGGCACCCAUCGACGUCAACAUGAUAAACGUUGCCAAUGCCAGUGCUUCCGCGGCAGCCGGUACUGCUUCGAACUCCGCCAGCAUGGCGGCCACCACUGUUGUCCCACAUCCGGAUUCCGAAAGUGAUGACAGUGAAGUUGGUCGACUUCAAGCGCUACUGGAGGCACGCGGUCUUCCACCACAUUUGUUCGGAGCACUGGGUCCACGGAUGCAUCAUCUCCUGCACCGUACGAUGGGCGCCAACAGUAGUUCUAAAGCACAACAACUGCUCCAGGGACUGCAGUGUCAAGAUGAAAGCCAACAAUUGCAGGCGGCAAUUGAAAUGUGCCAAAUGUUGGUGAUGGGUAACGAAGAUACAUUGGCCGGUUUUCCGAUCAAGCAGGUCGUACCUGCGUUGAUCACCCUUCUGCGUAUGGAACACAACUUUGACAUCAUGAACAAUGCUUGCCGUGCACUAGCAUACAUGCUGGAAGCACUACCACGGUCUUCGGGAACGGUGGUUGAUGCUAUUCCGGCUUUCCUAGAGAAAUUGCAAGUCAUUCAGUGCAUGGAUGUGGCCGAACAGAGUCUGACGGCUUUGGAAAUUCUCUCGCGACGUCACAACAAGAGUAUUCUGCAAGCAAACGGUGUUUCCGCUUGUCUGACCUAUCUGGAUUUCUUCUCGAUAAAUGCUCAACGAGCAGCCUUGGCAAUCACGGCCAACUGCUGUCUAAAUCUGCACACGGAGGAGUUCCACUUUGUGAAGGAAUCACUUCCGCUGUUGGCUAGAUUACUAGCACAACAUGACAAAAAAAGUGUCGAAAGUAUAUGCACAGCAUUCUACCGGCUGGUUGAUAGUUUCCAGCACGAUCCAACUAUUCUGCAGGAAAUCGCCAGUAUGGAACUGCUAAAGAACUGCCAGCAAUUACUAGUGGUUACACCUUCGGUGUUAAACUCGGGAACAUUUACCAACGUCGUUCGGAUGCUCAGCGUUAUGUGUGCCAACUGUCCGGAUUUGGCCAUAACCCUUCUGAAAAACGAUAUCGCUUCAACGCUGCUCUACUUGCUUACCGGAUCAGCUGAUCCUGUUACGGCUGAUGUCGAGUUGGUACCACGAAGCCCAUCGGAACUGUUGGAAAUCACCUGCUUGAUAGGAGAACUUAUGCCACGAUUGCCGACGGAUGGUAUUUUUGCGGUUGAUUCACUUCUGGAACGUACUCAGGCCAAUGUACAAGACGCGGUUCAAUGGCAAUGGAAAGACGACCGAGGCGUGUGGCGUCCGUAUUCGUCGAUCGAUUCGCGAAUGAUUGAAGCUGCACAUUUAAAUUCGGAUGAUGAAAUCAGUCUAAGCACACUGGGGCGCACCUACACCAUCGAUUUCCACUCGAUGCAGCAGAUCAACGAGGAUACUGGUACAACCAGGGCUGUUCAACGGAAGAUUAACCACACACUGCUGGCUCAACAGCAAGGCACAAUGAUUAUUACUGCUGGACCAAUGACACUAUCAAGUGUCACUUCGAACGAAACUGGCGAGCCUUCGCUUGUCGCUGGAACAAGCCCCGGUGGUACCGGUUGUGUUAAUCUAGCAGCGCGUCCGCCAAAUGCGACUCGUGACGCGCGAAUAGCUUGCUUGAAAGAAGAACGAGGUUUAGCAGCUGAAUUUAUUAAAAACCUUUUCUCGGUUCUAUAUGAAGUGUACAGUUCUUCGGCAGGACCAUCCGUUCGGUACAAGUGUCUGCGGGCUCUGCUCCGAAUGGUCUAUUUUGCCAAUGGUGAUCUGCUGCGCGAUGUGCUGAAAAAUCAACUAGUAUCCUCACACAUUGCAGGGAUGAUGGCUUCUAACGAUCUCAGAAUUGUGGUCGGAGCACUGCAAAUGGCGGAAAUUUUAAUGCAAAAACUUCCUGAAGUGUUCGGAAUGCACUUCCGCCGGGAAGGGGUAAUGCAUCAAAUCAAUCAACUGACGGAUCCAUCAAUUCCGAUAUGUGCCGCUCCAUCCCCGAAAUCAGGCACACAGAGUGCUCCCUCUUCGGCCACUAUUCAUCCACAUAAUACGUUCGAUUUUGACAGUGCCAUUGCCUCAAGUUCAAAAACCAGCUCCCAGGCUAUUGCAAUCGUUGGUGGGGCUGGUCCCCACGUCAAGAACCUCAACUCCGCUAUGAUGGUGGCCAGUAAAAUAAGCAUGUCGAUGCCUUCGACUAGUUCUACCCUGUUGCACUCGCCAACAAAUGCCAACCUUCCUGGCACAUCCGGUAGUUUUACAGCAAUCAAUUUAAAUGCAUCUAACAAAGCGCUGCACCACAAUCACCACCACCAUCAACAGCAGCAGCCACAAUUGACUACCAGUACUUUACACUUGGAAUCGCUUGCCACAAACAUGCAAUCCAACAUCCCAGGAGCGAUUGCAGCCCCUAAUAAUGGAAACAUUUUGCUGAAUGCUAUCUACAGCUCAGCUAUUCCAAUCAACCAGCAGCCAUCGCAUCUUCAUCAUCAGCAACCGGAAGCUGGCUCUAGCAAACAAACACACUUAUAUCAGGCGCACCAUUUCCCGGAUACGUUUGCGUACAACGCAGAGCAGGGAAUCCUUACAUCUCCACUUUCAGUAGCGUCCGGUACGGGAGCCACGCUUGUAGCUACCACCGUAGCUGCUUCACAUCACGACACCCGAUCUCACAGUCCUGGUCAGCUGAAAGUGUCCGAUAUCCUGAAGCGCAAGGUUCCACCGAAACGGAAAUCUCAAAGCAGCUCCAAAUCAAAAUCCCGCCACGAUGAGGCUGGAAAUUCUCAGGCAACAAAUGCGACUCAUGCUGCUGCGUUGCCCAGUGGGUCUGCCGUGGCUGGAACAUCGACGUCAUCGUCAACCACAUCGUCGGUGAUGCAGGAGCUUAUCAACAAGGCGACCACAUUGGGAUCGUCCUCCGGUAGGAACACACCAUCGUCCAGUUCUCGUUCGCGCUUUUCUGGUGCUUCUUCGAAAACCACUUCCUUCCUGGCGUCACUUAAUCCGGCACGCUGGGGUCGACAGUCGUCGUCCUCUUCGUCACACCAUUCUGGAACCGCUUACGGCAAAGACGGAUCAAAUGCACUGGCCAAAAGCCAAUCGAAUUCUAAUCUGAUUGCUGCUGGAAAUCGCGAAAAAGCUCGCCAAUGGAUUCGCGAACAGUCGAUCAGCUUCGUGAAUCGAUACUCGACGGAUAGUGUUGGUGUUGGCGGCGGUUUGCAGCAUCCGGCAUGUUCAAUUUUGGCACGCUUGACGGGUGCUAUUCAGAAAUUGGAUGGCAAUCAUAAUGAUUGUCUGACUGCUCUCAAAGAGCUUCGAGACAUUCUGAUUCAGAGCGACAUAUCACCAUUCGAGGUGAACCAUUCGGGAUUGAUUCGCGCAAUGUUGAGCUAUAUGGCGGAUGACGGGAAUCAGCAGCUGGUCGAGCGAUCGGAUCGAUUGCGCAUGUUCCUGCACGUGUUUGCCAAUUUGCCGCUGGAUGCGGCAUAUUACACUAGUGUUGCACCGUCGAUCAAUAGUGCACCGUUCAGUGCAUUCGUAGCCAAGCUGAACGGAUGUGUUACCCAGCUGGAGCAGUUUCCGGUCAAAGUACACGACUUUCCCGCCGGCGUUGGUGGCCGUUCGAACACAAGUGCUCUUAAAUUCUUCAACACUCAUCAGCUGAAGUGCAACCUUCAACGUCACCCGGAGUGUACGAAUCUCCGUCAAUGGAAAGGCGGUACUGUUAAAAUCGAUCCAUUAGCACUGGUGCAGGCGAUCGAACGCUAUCUUGUGGUCCGCGGCUAUGGUGGCAUUAGAGUUGAUAGUGAGGAGGACUCGGAAGAGGAUAUCGAUAACAUCGAUGCCGCUGCAAUGAUAUCGAUGGGCGGUUUGAAGCAUAAGUUGCAAUUCCUAAUCGGAGAGCACGUUCUGCCAUACAAUAUGACGGUCUAUCAAGCCAUCCGUCAGUAUUCACCGCUUGUUAAUGACCAAUCAGAGACCGAUACGGACACCGAGACCCCAAUUGGAAGCGCUAGUAUUUGGGUACAACAGCACACCAUCUACUACCGUCCGGUAGAAGAGGAUCCCAGCGGAACAUCCAAAAGCGGUACAUCCAGUUCGUCAAGAAAAAACAGCAAAAAUUCGCAAUCAAAAAUAAUGCGGCGGAAACCAGAGUUCUGGAUCGACGGUGUCGCUCCAGCAGCUGUUUCUUCGCUAACGCCGUUUUUGACGUCGAAAUUACCUGAAGUUGUCACGGUACAAGAUGCUUCACUAGACGCGCUUUGCAUGUUGCGAAUCAUAAACGCACUCAACCGUCAUUGGGCCACGCUGUACUUUUCCGUGCCUCAAACGCACAUUGUUCCACAAACAGAGUUUAUACACUCCAAGAUUGCUGCCAAGGCCAGUCGCCAGCUACAGGAUCCGCUGGUCAUAAUGACCGGCAAUCUGCCCCAGUGGUUGCAGCAGAUUGCAGCCGCAUGUCCAUUCCUGUUCCCGUUCGAAACACGCCAUCUUCUGUUUUACGCCGUUUCCUUCGACCGUGACCGGGCGCUGCAGCGUCUACUCGAUACGACACCGGAUCUGAACUCCGCAGAUACCAGCGAGCGCGUUACACCCCGCUUGGAUCGGCGCAAACGUGCCAUAUCACGUGAGGACAUUUUGAAGCAGGCAGAAUCAAUCUUCCAGGACUUUGGUCACUCGAAGGCCCUCUUGGAGAUUCAAUACGAAAAUGAAGUCGGCACCGGUCUGGGGCCAACACUGGAGUUCUACGCACUGGUUUCGACGGAACUACAACGCUGUGAUCUAGGAUUAUGGAAUGACAGUGAUAGUUACAAAAAUAACAACCAACAAACGAGUUCUAUCACGGAUAAUAUAGUUAAAUCGUCAUUAAAUCAGAUCGACGAUGAUACAACUACCACGACUAAUACGACGACUGCCACCUAUAACAGCAGUUCAACAGUGGGCACGAAUCGAUCGUCACUAUCGCCGACGGUAACGCAUCAGCAGGACAGCGACCACAAUGUAAGCGACGGCAGCUUCGUGAUAAGCAAUGAUAACUCACUCAAUAUGCUGAUCGAACAGUCGGACAAUCUGCUGAUCAACAAUCCCCAGCAAGCGGAGAUGGAAAAUAAUCAUACACCUCCGCCAGCGAAUCAUCAGCAGCAACACUCGCUGAUAUCGCCAACGUCCGCCGGGAGCAGUGCCAGCGUAUCGUACGUCAAUGCGCCGCACGGAUUGUUUCCGAUUCCACUUAGCAAAACGGCGAAAACUUCGCAGAUCUCACGCUCAAAGUACAAGUUCAAAUUCUUAGGCAAAUUUAUGGCAAAAGCUGUGAUGGAUAGUAGAAUGCUCGAUUUACCCUACUCGAUACCAUUCUACCGGUGGUUACUGGCCGAAGAAAACUCGCUUGGCUUACCCGAUCUGGGCACAGUUGCCCCAGAAGUGCAGGGAACUUUACUGCGACUGAACGAGAUUGUCAAGCAACGCGACCAGGUGCAACUCGAUCUCAGCCUCGAUGCAAUGGAAAAGACUGAAAAGAUUGAAUCGCUCGAUCUGGACGGAUGCCCGAUUGCUGACCUCGGGCUGGACUUUGUUCUGCCCGGGCAUCCCAAUAUCGAACUGCGUCGCGGUGGACGCGAUAUGCCAGUCACCAUUCAUAAUCUGCACCAGUACAUUGCGCUGGUGACGCACUGGUUCUUGCAGGAGGGUGUUUCGCGACAGUUUGAAGCACUGAGAGAAGGAUUCGACUCAGUGUUUCCAGUAAGCCGACUGCGGAUGUUCUAUCCGGAAGAGAUGGAAAACGUUUUUUGCGGCUCGGGGCUUGGUAGUGCAUCCCACGUCCGCUGGGACGUUCGCAUGUUGGCUGAAUGCUGCCGGACGGAUCACGGUUUCACACAGGACUCGCAGGCCAUUCAAUUCUUCUACGACAUUUUAAGCACUUACGGCCGGGAAGAGCAGCGACUAUUUCUGCAGUUCGUGACCGGCAGUCCGCGUUUGCCGACCGGCGGUUUCAAGGCACUCACGCCACCUCUGACAAUAGUACGCAAAAAGAUGGACGGUAACCAAGAUCCGGACGAAUAUCUGCCCUCAGUGAUGACCUGCGUCAACUAUCUCAAACUGCCGGAGUACUCGAGUCGGGAAACGAUGCGACAGAAGCUAAAGCUGGCGGCUAGUGAAGGCAGUAUGAGUUUCCAUCUAUCCUAAGCGGACAAUCGGGAGAGAACCUGUGCCGGUAGGGGAGAAGAAAGAGUGCGUUUGAUGCUAGUCGCAGUGCGUAUUUUUUUCGUUUUUGUUUAUCCAUAAUUUAACCCGAAUUCGAUGAUCAUUCGAUCAGUGUUCCGUGAAAAACUAUUCGUUGGGGUCGCUGUGUUUUAUAGCACACACUUGCACUAACCGAAAUGCGCAAUACCGUUUGUUUUAACCAAAUAAAACUAGUGAAGUGAAUCCAUAUUGAACGCGAAUGUGUAAAUAGAGAGGAGAAAAGUUUUGUUGCAAAGCCUGAAAAUCUUGAUUUUUGAUGAGGACACAAUUCCUCCCGGUUAUUUUCGAUUAUAAUUCUUCAAUCUUAACUAUGGCGACUGUUUCGACUCAGACGGGUAAUGAUUGUAACGAGAGGAUAAGAGAACAAUGCGAUGUCCCACCGGUAGAGCAGAAAUUCAUAAUUUUCUUAGAUUAUAUUUUUCUUUGCGCGAUUAUCAGGCUGUUUAUAUUUUGUUUGUUUUUACCUAUUACAAAUUAAAAAAUUUCUCUUUAGUUCUAGUUCUAUUUUUGUUAAGGGAGUGUGGCACAGAUAAGAGGUGCGCGGUAGGAGCAUAGAGAUGCCACAGUGCAAUGUAAAAAAACUAAUAAAUAAAAAUACUAUCAUAUGGCUCAGACCCCUUUCACUUUCUUCUCCCUUCAGUAGCUAAGCUGUCAAACAAAUAAUGGUAAUGUUGGAGAAUGAAAAUUUCCUGUGUCACAACGACACGGGGCUGAUUGUUUUGUUUCUCCGUACCUUUAGCUUUCCUUCAACUCUACCCUAAUUAAUCGCAAAGUAUAAUGCAUGAAUGUUGUCGGCCAGACAUGCAAUUGGUCAUCCGAACUAAAGCUAUAAAUGAACGUGGAAUAAUAUCCACAGCAAAUAUCAAUAAACAAUCGCGAAUAAAAGGAAGGUCAAGCGAUAGUUUUGAGCAUAUAAAAGUGUGUAUUAUAUUUUGUUUUAUUUCUUCUGGACAAACCACGCGAAUCAAUACCAACAGAAAUUGUAGUAAAAUAUUGGCAAACUGAAAUCAGAACAAAUUUAUCUUAUAAACUGUGUCGUAAAUAAAAUAACAAAAAUCAAGCAGAUAGAGCAAGCAUUAAUUGUAACAGACAGAAUAAACAAUGGGCAGUGUUGGUAGGCAAGUGAGAACGUUACAACAGUAACGUGCGUGUGUGCGUGAAUGUGAUUGCAGCUCUCAGACCCACACAAAGCAGAAGCGCUGCCGACGAUUUGAAGCACAUCAAAUCUCUCAUAUAAGUUUGAACCUGUUGUGGCUGUCACACACUAGGUUUGCUUGGUUGAUGCGUUGUGGCAGUGAUUGUGGCGAGGCGUGUAUUUGAGAGCAACAUUGAAUAUACGAUAAGCGUAACGAUAAUGAUAACAAUAAUAAUCAUAAAUUAAUUGAAAUA
This is a messenger RNA of Wyeomyia smithii (pitcher-plant mosquito), 10317 nucleotides long. It is a transcript of the gene ctrip, whose product is annotated as E3 ubiquitin-protein ligase TRIP12. Lineage: Eukaryota; Metazoa; Arthropoda; Insecta; Diptera; Culicidae. Bases 964 to 8871 code for a protein of 2635 amino acids. The transcript has 11 exons. Gene Ontology annotation, biological process: proteasome-mediated ubiquitin-dependent protein catabolic process; regulation of double-strand break repair; DNA damage response. The record is from RefSeq and is a predicted model, not a curated record. Gene Ontology annotation, cellular component: nuclear speck. Gene Ontology annotation, molecular function: ubiquitin protein ligase activity; zinc ion binding.